AGAUAGAUAGAUAGAUAGAUAGAUAGAUAGAUAGAUAAUAGGCUUAGAUGGAAAUAGAUGACACGCUGCGGCGACCCCAAAACGGGACAGGCCGAAAAGAAAAGAAGAAGAAGAAAUAUCGAAAUACAAAAAAAGCAAAUUCAAGAUAUAUCUGAACUUCAAAAACGAGCAGAACAAUUGAAUUAAAAGGCAAUAAUUUCACCAGCAGGAACCUUUUUUGACCUUUCAAAUUUGUGUAUUGCAGUAGUGAGCAGUACUUAGUACCGAGUCCCACAACACAAGACGCCUCCACUUUUCCCGACGACAGGAUAAAAAGAUGCUUUUAUAGGAUGGGGGGUGAGGGGGGGGGGGGACGAAUGAAUGGAGGAGGAGGAGGAAGGAGGAGCGCAAACAUGAACCGGCUGACAUUUCUCGUCACUCUCUCGUCGGCUCGACUGGUUUGGAGCCGCCACAACAUCAACAACAAGAAGCCUUCAAUGAAAACGCACACACAAUCCCAGUCCGGGCAUGGAGUGCAUCAAAAACUGCUGCAAGAGGCUCGCUGAAAAGCGAUGGAAGGCGCCCGAGGAGACGCAAGGCGUUGCCGUACAGAUCCCCGUCGGCGGCGCAGGAGCCCCCAACAGGUGGGGGGUCGACGAAGACUACCUCCUGUCCCGGAUGCCCGCCGACGGCAAGGAAGUCCCGUUUGUCCUGCCCACCUUGAAGGCGUCGUACGUGCAGCCGGGGGCGUCCACGUACGUCGACCCCCAGUACGGCAUGCCCGGUCCGGCCCGCUGGGUGUACGCUCAGAGGAAGGCCGAGCUGCGGGCCCCCGCCGCCGGUCCCCAGGGGGCCUCGUCGAGCCAGAGCCCCCGAGACGCCGGGAGAAAUAAAAACUGCUCAGGUGGCGGUGAGCGACUGAGUCGGUCCAUGUUCGAGCUCGACAGCUCUUACGGUGCUUCCCUGAAGAGUUUCGAUUCCACAUCCAGCGUCCUCAGCACUCCGGCCUCCGUCACUGACUCAAUUAAAAGCAGCACAGAAUCUUUCCCACAGUCGGGCGACGACCUCGGGAGAUUGUGCGUCCGACUGAGCUACCGGGAGGAGCUGGAGCAGGUGUGGAUCACCCUGGUCCAGUGUUCAGAACUCAACCUGCCGGUGAACCCGGCGCAAAAGCCGAAGAUCCGGAUCAAAGGUGUCAUCACGCUGCCCAAACCGGUCCACUUCAAGACCUCCGUCCAGGAAUACUCUCAGGACGCGACCUUCAUGGAGACCUUCGUGUUCGCGCUGAGCCUGCAGAGCCUCCGACGCGGCGCCCUGCGGCUGAGCCUGCAGACGCGCGGCGCCAGGAAGCGCACGGCGGCCCAGUGCGUCCUGUCGCUGCGGCAGCUCGGCCCGCGGGAGACGGAGCGCUGGCUGCGACUCGGCUCCCCGGGAAAGUCCUCCGCAGGAGGAUGCGAGCUGCACCUGGCGACCUGCUUCCAGCCCGUCUCCAGGCGCCUGCAAGUCCGAGUCCUCGCCGCCCAAAACCUGCCGGCCGGCUCCUCGCCCCUCCCGCCGGCGUACGCCGCCCACGUGGAGAUGCGCGCCCCCGAGCGGCCGCCGGACAAGAGGAAGACGCGAGCGCUGAAGGCCCACGCGGGCCGGUGCCAGUGGGACGCCACCUUCUACUUGGAACUGGACGCGCUGCACCCGGCGGCCUGCGCGCUAGCGGUCAAACUCUUCAGCUGCGGCUCGGUCAAUAGGAAGCAGUGUGUCGGACAGGUCCAGCUAGGAUCGGACGCGCCCACGCAGGAAGCCGCCGAGCAGUGGAAGGAAACCGUGGAAUAUCCUGAGAAAGUUGUGGCGGCGUGGCACGCCGUGACAUAAAAAGUCGACUUUUUUUUUGUUUGUUCUGCACACGUGAAACGCGCAACGGGGGCAGCCGCGGGCACGUCGUCGUCGCGUCGACGGACGAUGCCGAGAAGUCGCGCGCGUUCUCCGCGUCGGCGUACUUCGCACGUGCUCAUUAACGUACUGUAUGAGAGGCAACUCCGCGACGAGCGGGCUGCUUUUUUAACACCUUCCAGUCUCUGGUCGGUCUAAUACACAUACUCAAAGGUUCUAGUCUAGUACUAAUAGCUGGUAGAAGGAAUUUAUUUAUUGAACAUGUUCAAGUUAUUGUUUGGUUUAAUUGACUUAUUAACUGUCAUUAGUCAUCGUAAUGACUUACUGACUGGUUCAAGGCGUUAGUCAAUCUGCUACACCCAAGUUAUUGGUCAGUCUAAUACUCAAUAACACAUUGAUGUUAUUGGUCUGUCUAAUGAACGUAUUGACAGUUUGGAGUUAUUGGUCAUUCUUAUGACUUACUGACUGGUUCAAGGCAUUGGUCCAUCUACUACACCCUGAGGUUUUGGUCAGUCUAAUACUCACAGGUUGAUGUUAUUGGUCUGUCUAAUGAACUUAUUGACAGUUAUCGGUCAUUCUCAUCAUUUACUGACUGGUUCAAGGCUUUGGUCCAUCUGAUACACUCGAGUUAUUGGUCAGUCUAAUACUCACUAAUGUGUUGAUGUUAUUAUUUGUCAUAAGAACUAAUUGACAGUUUGGAGUAAUUGGUCUUUCGAAUGACUUACUGACUGGUUCAAGGCAUUGGUCUACCUGGUACUCUUGAGUUAAUGGUCAGUCUAAUACUCAAUAACAGGUUGAUGUAUUGGUCUGUCUAAUGAACCUAUUGACAAUUUGGAGUUAUUGGUCAUUCCAAUGACAGACUGAUUGGUUCAAGUCAUUGGUCAGUCUAAAAUUAACUAACACGUUCAUGAUAUUGGUCAGUCUAAUUCACUUAUUAGAACUAAUACUCACUAACAGGUUGAUGUUAUUGGUCUGUCUAAUUAACUUAUGGACAGUUUGGAUUUAUUGGUCAUUGAAAUGACAGAGUGAUUAGUUCAAGGCAUUGAUCCAUCUGCUGUACUUGAGUUAUUGGUCAGUCUAAAACUCACUAACAAGUUCAUGUUAUCGGUCAGUCUAAUUCACUUAUUAGAAGUUUGGAGUUAUUGGUCAUUCUUAUGACUUACUGACUGGUUCAAGGCAUUGGUCUAUCUGCUCCCCUUGAGUUAAUGGUCAGUCUAAUACUCAAUAACAAGUUGAUGUUAUUGGUCUGUCUAAUGAACUUAUUGACAGUUUGGAGUUAUUUGUCAUUCUCAUGACAUAAGGAUUGGUUCAAGGCAUUGGUGCAUGUGCUACACUUGAGUUAUUGGUCUGUCUAAAACUCAGUAACAACUUCAUGGUAUCGAUCAGUCUAAUUCACUUAUUAGAAGUUUGGAGUCAUGGGUCGUUCUAAUGACUUACUGACUGGUUCAAGGCACUGGUUCAUCUGCUACACCCGAGUUAUUGGUCAGUCUCACAGGGUCAUAUUACUGGUCAUUCUAAUAACUUACUUAUCAGAUGACCCAAAUAGUGAGUUAAAUAUUAACACCUUGAGUUAUUGGUCGUUCUAUUAGACUUAUGAGGUAGAUUUUGAAACAUUUCAUUCCCUUGUCGCUUGAAUAUUGUGUGUAGUACUUUUCGUUUGUAACUUAUUGAUCGUUGUCAUUUGUGUAACAUGCAAACCUUAGCUGACAUAAGCACUUUUAAAUCUUUUUUUUUUUAUAUUUAAUGUUUGUAUUAGUUUUGUGCAACUAAGCAUAGGCGUCAUCGUGUGUGUUUGAGCCACUGGCGAGGAUGCGGGCACGCCUUUGGUGAGACUUUGACGGGAAGGGUUAGUCACAUGUAAGGCGGCCAUAAAGGGACCAGGACACGUCAUUGUCAUAAAAGAGGUCAACAAUGGCAAAUCGAGAAAUCGGCGGCGGGAGAGGGGGAAAAACAGUCCCCAUCUCUUUUCUCUGUUGGCCCAUUUUUAUUUUUUAUUUUUAUUUUUUGCUGUAUUAAAUUUUGUCAAAGCGCCAAUUUCAGUUCCAAAUGAGAUUUUGGGGAAUGGCCGCCAAUCAUUGCACAAGAACGGCGGCGCUGCGGAGGACUGACGCAACACAAAAUGGCGGCGGGCGCUUUUGCAAGCGUAAAACCGGGAUUGGCACCAGCGACCCUCGCGUUCGUCUACACUUGAUAAUUGCUCCCAUCUUCGCUUGCUUUUGUCUCAAUGUGAGCCAAUAAAGAACUGAU
Syngnathoides biaculeatus (alligator pipefish) is the source of this 4110-nucleotide messenger RNA. Its product is annotated as tandem C2 domains nuclear protein. Lineage: Eukaryota; Metazoa; Chordata; Actinopteri; Syngnathiformes; Syngnathidae. Gene Ontology annotation, cellular component: nucleus. The transcript has 12 exons. The record is from RefSeq and is a predicted model, not a curated record. Bases 508 to 1845 code for a protein of 445 amino acids.